AUAAUAGAAACCUCCAACACCCUCUCCAAGAAAACAGAGAGCCAAUAAUAUUCUCCAUCAAUCUUUCUCUCCUCUUAUCUUUUCUUUUUUUCCCUUUGAAUCCAAAAACAAAAGGGAAAACAGAAAAAUAUCAAUACCCCAUUUCUUCAUCUGUUUUCCUUGUGCAAGUUCCUCCAAUUCUUUAUAUAAUAAAAGAUGGGUUGUGGGGAAUCAAAGCAUGCAGUUGCAACAGAAAACACCACCAUUCCUAAGAACAAGAGAUCAUUGAGUUCUAAAUCUGAGUCCUCCACAAAGGCUGAAGCUCAAGAAAAUGUUAAGACAACCGAAAAUGAAGAAACUGUGAAAAAAAGUGAUGAAAAAGUGGAGGUUACAGCCAAGGUGGAGGAGGUAAUUGCACCUAAAGUUGUGGCUAAGGAAGAAGAAGUUAAAGAAAACUCUGAGAAGAAAGAAAUGGUGCAAUUGGAAAAAGCCAAAGAAGAGGUGGUUGUUGUUGAAAAGAAGGAAGAAAAAGUUGUAGAAACUCAACCUGAAGAGAAGAAGAAUGGAAAUGAUGAAACAACCCCUUCUGUUGGUGUUGCUGUUGAAGAGAAGAAAGAAUCAGUUGAAGAGAUUAAAGCAAAAGAAAAAACUGAGGAGACCAUUAAGCCAGCUGAAGAAGAGAAAGAAAAAGAAAAAGAGAAGGAAGAAGUCACCACUACUUGUGAGGCAACAGAUGCUGCUAAACCAGAAACUGCCAAGGAUGCUCCUAAACCAGAGACAGAGGAAAAGCCAAAAGAGGAGAAUGCAACUGAAACAUCAGCCACUACAGAUUCGAAAACAGAUUGAACUGCAGGCAUGGGAAUAUCGAAGAGGGCUGCUUAUUAGUUUAAUCCUAGCUUUUUAAAGCCUGUUGUAAUUUCAGCUUAAGUAUACAUAUCUGUGCUGUUUUCAGAUGACUGAUAUACUACUCUGUUCUUCAUAUCUCCCAUUUCAUCAAAAUCUGCUUCAUGGGAAUUUCUUUAAGUUGUUGUCAAAGCUUUCUGCAAAUGGUGGAUCGUUCCCAUACUUCUCUCAGUCUUGAAUUAUGAUAUGAAUAUAGUAUUGUUCUGUUGGUCUCUUGACA
This is a messenger RNA of Lycium barbarum (goji berry), 1102 nucleotides long. RefSeq lists its product as uncharacterized. The transcript is spliced from 3 exons. The coding region runs from base 196 to 825 and encodes 209 amino acids. NCBI's taxonomy places the organism in Eukaryota, Viridiplantae, Streptophyta, Magnoliopsida, Solanales, Solanaceae. The record is from RefSeq and is a predicted model, not a curated record.